This is a messenger RNA of Lacerta agilis (Sand lizard), 1649 nucleotides long. Its product is annotated as lanosterol 14-alpha demethylase. Lineage: Eukaryota; Metazoa; Chordata; Lepidosauria; Squamata; Lacertidae. The transcript has 9 exons. The record is from RefSeq and is a predicted model, not a curated record. Gene Ontology annotation, molecular function: heme binding; iron ion binding; oxidoreductase activity, acting on paired donors, with incorporation or reduction of molecular oxygen. The coding region runs from base 124 to 1332 and encodes 402 amino acids.
AAUUACCCGCCUUUCAUUUCGUCGAACGUCCCCUUUUUGGGACACGCGAUUACAUUUGGGAAGAAUCCUAUCGAAUUCUUGGAAAACGCCUAUGAAAAAUACGGUCCUGUAUUUAGCUUCACAAUGGUGGGGAAGACGUUUACAUAUCUCCUGGGUAGUGAUGCUGCUGCUCUUCUGUUCAACAGUAAAAAUGAAGACUUGAAUGCAGAAGAUGUGUAUUCACGUCUAACCACACCUGUCUUUGGCAAGGGAGUAGCUUAUGAUGUACCCAACCCAGUAUUUCUGGAACAGAAGAAAAUGCUUAAAACCGGGCUGAACAUAAGCCAGUUUAAAAGCCAUAUACCAAUAAUUGAAAAAGAAACAAUGGAAUAUUUUAAAACUUGGGGGGAAAGUGGAGAGAAAAACUUGUUUACAGCACUUUCAGAACUAAUAAUUUUGACAGCAAGUCACUGUUUACAUGGGAAGGAGAUAAGAAGCAUUCUCGACGAGAAGGUAGCACAGCUCUAUGCCGAUUUGGAUGGGGGAUUUUCUCAUGCAGCUUGGCUUUUGCCAGGCUGGCUGCCUUUGCCCAGCUUCAGGCGCAGAGAUAGAGCCCACAAUAAGAUAAAGUCCAUUUUUUACGAAAUAAUUCAGAAACGACGGAAGUCUUCGGCAAGAGAGGACGACAUGCUUCAAACACUGCUGGAUGUUACCUACAAAGAUGGUCAUUACCUAUCAGAUGAUGAAAUUGCUGGGAUGCUUAUUGGGCUGCUGUUGGCAGGUCAGCACACAUCUUCGACUACAAGCACUUGGCUUGGCUUCUUUUUGGCUAGAGAUAAAUCAAUCCAGGAACGAUGUUAUGGGGAGCAAAAAGCAGUGUGUGGGGAAGACUUGCCUUCAUUAAGCUAUGACCAGCUCAAAGAUAUGACUUUAUUGGAACUUUGCUUGAAAGAAACAUUAAGACUUCGACCUCCUAUAAUGACUAUGAUGAGGAUGGCUAAAACUCCCCAAACAGUUGCUGGGUAUACAAUUCCACCUGGUCAUCAAGUUUGUGUAUCUCCCACUGUCAAUCAGAGACUUAAGGAUUGUUGGACAGAAAAUGUAGAUUUCAAACCAGAGCGUUAUCUCCAAGAUAACCCCGCAGCUAAAGAGAAGUUUGCGUAUGUGCCGUUUGGUGCUGGUCGUCAUCGUUGUAUUGGAGAGAACUUUGCUUAUAUUCAAAUUAAGACAAUCUGGUCAACGCUUCUGCGUUUGUAUGAAUUUGAUUUGGUGGACGGUUAUUUCCCUACCAUAAAUUAUACAACCAUGAUCCAUACACCCACUAACCCUAUCAUUAGAUACAAAAGGAGAUAAAACAGCACAACAUAGCUUCUUGCAGCUGAACUGCAGGGACAUUUCUGUACAAGUUAUGUGAAGACAGUUAAAAGGAGUGGCUGUUCCUAGCCUAUAGUAUUGUGAAGAAAUGUGGAAAGUUUGUGCUAUUGGGAGUACUAAGUGGGGGGUGGGGAUGUUUGCUUCUUAUGUUCCUAUCAUUUCUUACCCUGUACUUCUGAUUCUGUAAUGUGAAUGUGUUCUAAUAUAUGUGCCUUUUAAAAGAAAACUAUUAAUCUUUGGUAGGUUUAGAAAUACAAACCACAGUUUUUUAAAAUGUAAAUGUGAUUAAUGAGAAA